Molecule: messenger RNA, 1858 nt
Organism: Oncorhynchus keta (chum salmon)
Lineage: Eukaryota; Metazoa; Chordata; Actinopteri; Salmoniformes; Salmonidae
Product: ras-related protein rab7
Exons: 6
Coding region: 88-711 (207 amino acids)
Biological process (GO): phagosome-lysosome fusion; endosome to lysosome transport
Cellular component (GO): phagocytic vesicle; late endosome; lysosome
Molecular function (GO): GTP binding; GTPase activity
Source: RefSeq, a predicted model, not a curated record
UCCAAUGGAUUCCCCAAGAUUGGUCAUUCGAUCAGCUGCUCCUCAUUAAUAAACCGUACAAUCCUACAAGAUACAAGCUGUGUCACAAUGACGUCUAGGAAGAAAGUACUACUCAAAGUCAUCAUCCUGGGAGACUCUGGAGUUGGGAAGACGUCGCUGAUGAACCAGUAUGUGAAUAAGAAGUUCAGUAACCAGUACAAAGCCACAAUAGGAGCUGAUUUCCUAACGAAAGAAGUGAUGGUGGAUGACAGACUUGUCACCAUGCAGAUCUGGGACACUGCAGGGCAGGAGAGGUUCCAAUCUCUGGGUGUAGCGUUCUACCGCGGGGCAGACUGCUGUGUGCUGGUGUUUGACGUGACUGCCCCCAACACCUUUAAGACGCUAGACAGCUGGAGGGACGAGUUCCUUAUACAGGCCAGCCCCCGAGAUCCCGAGAACUUCCCCUUUGUGGUGCUAGGCAACAAGAUUGACUUGGAGAACAGACAGGUGACGACCAAACGAGCACAGGCGUGGUGUCAGAGCAAGAACAACAUCCCCUACUUCGAGACCAGCGCUAAGGAGGCCAUCAACGUUGAACAGGCUUUCCAGACUAUCGCACGCAAUGCUCUUAAACAGGAGACAGAGGUAGAGUUGUACAAUGAGUUUCCUGAACCGAUAAAGCUGGACAGGAACGAACGGGCCAAGCCAUCAGCGGAGGCCUGCAGCUGCUGAGGAGCUAGGAGACCUACAGGGGACAACUGUUUGCCCUGCUACUCUGUCUUGCCUUGUCUACCCUUUAUCCCCCAUGCCCCUGUGUGCUCUCCUCUGCCCAAUAUCAUCACUGGCCUUCGUAGAUGCAAGCAGAGUUCCGCUCGUAAAUUAUACUUUACACACACACACACACACACUGGACUCAUCCCUGUGUACACAUCACACACAUUACUCUCAAGAUGAGUCUCCAAGCCCAAAGAACACCCAGAUGGAUAUUAGAGCAUUUAACAGCAUAUCUGCUUAUUUCCCCUAACCUGUCUCAAACACCUUUUUAGAUGCCAUUGUUUCCAUGGCACCAGCAUCAUAACAUUUUAUAAGGGGGGUUAGAUGUAGUUGACUCCCAAAGUUCCAGUGGUGAAGGAUCAGAUUGAGUAAUUUAUAUCAAUGGUGUGUGGGGGUUAUACCAAUGUACUGCCUAAAGAUACAUGUGUUAAUUUGAUUGGAUAUAAACUAGCAAAUCCAACAUACAAGUGUGUUGAAGGCAUUUUUUUGCACUUUGUUGUCAUGUAUGCUUAUUCAAACCCUAUUUGACACCUUAUUUUGGAGCCACAAUAAACACUUUUUAAUGUAUUUUUUUUAGCUCAAGGCAGAAGAGGAAAUAUGGAUUCUAACUCUGCUCCCCAACUUCCAUGAUGUCCUCAACUGCCCUACACAUUGUUUCUCAAUGGGGGAAAAGUCAAGUGGAAAAUUAUUUUGUCAACAUUGAGACCUGACACGGGGUAGAGAAUCAAACCAAGGGAGAUAUUUUCAGAAUAGAAAUCUCUUUACUAUUAUUAGCUAGUACCUGUCUUCUUUUUACGCUGUCAACUAUUACAAACUUUUGUCAAUCGUUUAAGGCAAGAACCUGUCUUGUCAGUUUCUCUCUCUGCCGAUAGCUCAGGUUGGCAAAUAAUUUAAGUGCUUGAUUUUUACUCUUUUUUUUUUUUUUACUGAUCAGAUCUUUUGUCUGUUCGCAUAUCAUGUUUAGAAUUUGAAUUGCAUCAGGACAUAUGGGGGAAAUGUGUAAGCUUUAAUCAAAUGAUAAAUGCACUUAAUCUACAUUGUUUGAAAAUGUCUUUGGGUUUCAGGUAGUAAUAAUGGUUAUUGAAUAAAGAAUCUGUGUGUGUUA